Molecule: messenger RNA, 3066 nt
Organism: Hippocampus comes (tiger tail seahorse)
Lineage: Eukaryota; Metazoa; Chordata; Actinopteri; Syngnathiformes; Syngnathidae
Product: protocadherin gamma-A11-like
Exons: 1
Coding region: 209-2479 (756 amino acids)
Biological process (GO): homophilic cell-cell adhesion
Cellular component (GO): plasma membrane
Molecular function (GO): calcium ion binding
Source: RefSeq, a predicted model, not a curated record
AAUUGUACUCUAGAUGUCAGUAUGCUCUCAUUAUAAAACGGUCUUGAAUUUCACACCCAUUUGCGUCGACACACAAGUCAGAUUUUAUUGUUGUGUAGCUCUGGUUGAGACGCCGGAUAACAAGACUUCUGUGGAAAAAUCUGUGGAUAUUGGGGAGAUCAUAUUCAUAUUGUUGUUCAUCUUUUGAUUCAACUUUCUUUGUAGUGCAAUGGAGAACAAAAGAUUUGCGCCGUUUGCUUACGGCCUCGCUUUUCUUGUCUUUUUCAUUCGCACCAUCGAGGGAGACGUGAGCUACUCUAUCCCUGAGGAGAUGAAACGUGGAUCUGUAAUCGGGAAUAUAGCCAAGGAUUUGGGACUAAAUGUGGGCCAGUUAUCUGCUCGUAAAGCACGCAUUGAUCCGGAGGAUGACAACGUGCACCUCUGCGGAAUCAACCUAAACACGGGUGACUUGCUUGUUCAGGAAAGGAUCGACAGAGAAGGUCUUUGCGGUAAAAAGGCAUCGUGUGUUUUAAAACAGGAACUUGUCCUUGAAAACCCAUUAGAACUGCACCGUGUUAGUAUCCGUAUUCUAGAUAUCAAUGAUAAUUCACCACAGUUUUAUGAAGAUUCACUCAAAUUUGAAAUACGAGAAUCAGCAGUUAAGGGUGCUCAUUUUCUUCUCGGAGAAGCACACGAUGGAGACAUCGGAGAAAAUGCUGUUCAAAGCUACGCUUUGCAGCAGAAUGAUCAUUUUAAAUUAAAUGUAAACACUAAAAUGGGAGGACGAAAGAACUGCGAAUUGAUCUUGGAUAAAGAACUAGAUCGAGAAAAUAAAAAGGACAUCAUGCUUUUGCUGACCGCAUAUGAUGGCGGCUCGCCUCGGAGAUCGUGCACAGUGGUCAUCCACGUCACUGUGCUGGAUGCGAAUGAUAACGCUCCGGUGUUUAGUCAGCCUGUCUAUAAAGCCAGUCUGCCUGAAAACUCACCUCUUGAUACGUUGGUCAUCAUAGUGAGCGCAAAUGACGCAGAUGAAGGAAUAAACAGCGAAAUCUCAUAUGCAUUUGACCAUGCAUCUGAUGACAAUAUUAAUAUAUUUUCAUUACAUCCCAAAACUGGAGAAGUGAGAGUGACUGGUGUUGUUGAUUAUGAGAAAAUGUCAUCUUAUGAAAUGCAAAUAAGUGCAAGAGAUGGCCUUGGCUUAGUGUCUUAUUCAACAUUAAUCGUUGACCUUACAGAUGUAAAUGACAACGCUCCUGUAAUCAAUUUAAAGUCACUAUCGAACCCAAUAUCGGAGAAUGCGUCACCUGGUACAGAACUGGGCCUUAUUAACGUGCAGGACAGAGACUCGGAGAAAAAUGGACUUGUCCACUGCUCCAUUCAACACAAAAUGUCCUUUAAGUUAGUUCCUUCUCUUAAAAACUAUUAUUCUUUAGUGACCACUGGACAACUUGACACCGAACUUGUGUCUGAGUACAACAUUACAAUCAGUGCCACUGACGAGGGCUCACCUCCUCUGUCCUCCUCGAAAAGUGUUCACUUGUCUGUUGCAGACAUAAACGACAACCCGCCUGUUUUUGAGGAACAGUCCUACAGCGCAUAUGUGAGUGAAAAUAACAAAGCUGGCUCCACUUUAUGUUCUGUUAAUGCUCGAGACCCCGACUGGAGACAGAAUGGCACCGUGAUUUAUUCCCUUUUACCUUCUGAAGUGAAUGGUGCCCCGGUGUCCUCCUUUGUGUCUGUGAACGGAGACACGGGCGUGAUCCACGCUGUCAGGUCAUUUGAUUACGAACACUUGAGGAGUUUUCAAGUCCACGUCAUGGCCCGAGACAACGGUUCUCCUCCCUCUGUGGUGUCCAAAGUGAUCGCGGUGGAUGCCGACUCGGGACAGAACGCCUGGCUGUCCUAUCAUAUUGUCAAGUCCACAGACCCGGGACUUUUCACCAUUGGUCUCCACAGUGGAGAGAUCAGGACCCAGCGGGACAUUUCGGAGUCUGACAGCAUGAAACAGAACCUAAUUGUGGCCGUGAAAGAUAAUGGACAGCCCCCUCUCUCUGCCACCUGCUCCAUGUAUUUACUUAUUUCGGAUAACUUGGCCGAGGUGCCGGAACUGAAGGACAUUUCUUAUGACGACAAGAAUUCCAAGCUAACCUCCUACCUGAUCAUCGCGCUGGUGUCCGUGUCCACCUUCUUCCUGACCUUCAUCAUCAUCGUCCUGGGUGUGAGGUUUUGUCGCAGGAGAAAGCCCAGACUGUUGUUUGAUGGAGCAGUCGCCAUCCCCGGCGCAUAUCUGCCUCCUAAUUACGCAGAUGUUGACGGCACAGGAACUUUACGCAGCACCUACAACUAUGACGCCUACUUGACAACAGGCUCCAGAACCAGUGACUUUAAGUUUGUGUCUUCGUACAAUGACAACACGCUGCCUGCUGACCAGACUCUGAGGAAAAGUCCAAGUGACUUUGAUGAAAUUUUUGGAGAUAUUCAAGGGUCACCUGAGGUAUGAUCAAGAGUCUCAUUUUAGUUUGUCUAAUUCACAUUUUCCUGUUGGUGUUUAUUACUCAUGCUGUUGCUCAUAACCGGUGUUUGAAUCUGUCCUAGUUGCUUUUGGAUGAAAGGCAGAUAUAUUGCAGGUUGCUUGCCACUCAAUCCCAUUUACUGUUGGCCCACUUAGUCUUAGUUGUGCCAUGUCUUUCUUCUUUCUUGAUAACUUUAUAGCUUGAUUGGUUUGCUCAUGAAAUUUGAUUGCCCUCAAAGAUAAAGUUGUUGUUGUAAGUCGGGUCAUUUGGUUGAGAACAUUUUCUACAAUGGGGUAGUGCAACAGUGUUCAUGAGCCAAUAACGCUUCCUCACACAUAUGACUUCAUCUGAUCCUAACAUACUUAUUGUGCCCCAUUAUGUUCACAUUUUCUGGACCAUUUAUUGAUUUCUACCCCAGUUAUCAAACUUGACAUUGAUCCAAUAUAUACAUAUUUUUCUUAAUUAACAGUCUGCAAUAUUUUUUUCUGAAAAUUGUGACCAAGCCGGAUGAAAUUUCACAGCACAGUACUUGAAUUUGACACGAUGAAUGGUCCAAAGUGAGACUGCUAUUAUU